UCUCAACUCUCAAGUCAUUUUAGUCAACUUCUGUUACAAAUAUGAAGUACUUCUCUAUGCUCUCAUGUUUCAUAUUCUUCUACAUUUUCACCUUUUCUUCAAUAAUAGUUCAAGCUAAUGUGCCAAUAUCAAAGACAUUCAAGCUUCUCAAUCGCGGACCGAUUUCUUCAAGCAAUGCUGUUGAAUUGGGUGCACAAUACCGUGCACUAAACAUACCUAACCACAACAGUAACAACCCUUUUAGUGUUUGUUUCUACACUGUUCCUCCUUCUAACACAUUUAUGCUUGGUGUUGGUGUUGGUAAACCUCAAUUCAACACCGUUUUCCGAUGGGUUUGGAAAGCUAACCUAACAAGACAUGUCCGGGAAAACGCUACACUAGUCUUCGGCGUCAACGGAAAUCUUGUCUUAGCUGAUUCCGAUGGUCGUGUAGCUUGGCAAACUGGAACUGCCAAUAAAGGUGUUGCAGACAUCAAACUUCUCUCAAACGGAAACUUAGUCUUGCUUGAUAAAAAUGGUGCGUUUGUUUGGCAAAGUUUUCAUUACCCCACCGACACUCUCUUAGUUGGUCAGAGUCUUUCGCGAGGUAUAGGUUCACGCAACAAACUAGUAAACGGAGCUUAUAGCAUGGUACUGGAAGAACACCUCAUAAAGUUAUACUACAAAAGUCCCCUUUCAAGAAAACCAGUGGCCUAUUAUGGUGUAACCCCUGGUUACAUGGGGAACUUACAGAAUGUAACCUUCAAAGCUACCCAUUGGUCCGAUGGUUCUAACCAUUUAGUGUUCCAGUAUGAACCCAAUAGUGGACAAUCUGGCUGGGCAGAACCUAAAUACAAUGCCAUCUUAUCACUAUUUCGACUUGGUUCGGAUGGUAAUUUGCGGAUCUUUAGCUAUGAUAAGACCCGCCAACUCGCUGCAUGGGACACAACGUUUACAAGAUUUUCUAACGAGUGGAAAUACGCGAGCGAAUGUAUGUUGCCUGAGAAAUGUGGCUCAUUUGGGAUAUGUGAGAACAAUAAAUGUGUUUAUUGUCCAACACCUACUGGAUUGAAGAGCUGGACCGAAGAUUGUAAGCCAUCAAAACUUCCUUCUUGCCCAACUAAUAAGUUUGCAGCCAAUACUAAUGUGAGUUACUACAAAUUGGAGGGAGUGGAUCAUUUCAUGGCGAAUUCAGAAAUAAACAAAGGCGAUGGACCUAUGAAGAUGGAAGUAUGCAAGAAGAAAUGUAGCGACGAUUGUGAGUGUAUGGCUUUCUUCUAUAGAAGGGAUUCUUCGAGGUGCUUGCUUACUGCUCAGCUUAAUACCCUGAAAAAGGUUAUAGAUUCUUCUAGUUCUCUUAGUGCAGAUCAUAUUGCUUUCAUUAAGUAUGCCAAGUAGUAGAUAAUUUUUUUUUAUGAUCAGCAACUUGCUCCGAAUGUAUGAUUGGAAUCCCUUAAAUUUUUCUUCUGUGCAUAACGGCAAAAAAACCUUCGGGAACCA
Papaver somniferum (opium poppy) is the source of this 1478-nucleotide messenger RNA. RefSeq names its product EP1-like glycoprotein 4. The record is from RefSeq and is a predicted model, not a curated record. NCBI's taxonomy places the organism in Eukaryota, Viridiplantae, Streptophyta, Magnoliopsida, Ranunculales, Papaveraceae. The transcript has a single exon. Bases 42 to 1376 code for a protein of 444 amino acids.